AUGUCGGUUACUAUGAGAAGUUCUACUCGAAAGUUGCCACCUACCCAAUUCGAGCCCGGAAAGAAUCAGAAGUACAUUGUGGAAGGUGUGCACGGGUUAGAAAGGCACGGAAAGGGAAAACAGUCCAAAUUGUGGGUUCUCGUCAAAUGGGAGGGCGGAAAAGAGAUGAACUGGGUCGAGCACUCGCGAUUGGACUGUGAUGAUUUAAUAGCUGAGUAUGUUGCAAUGCAGUAUCUCUUAUACUUGCAAGAAAAUAAGAGCAGUAAAACCGGAAUGAAGAAUGUUUCGAAUGAGGAUGACUGGGCUGGUGACGAGACCAAUCCGUUUGAGUUUGGAGCUGAGUAUGGUUUUGACCGUUGUCUUUCUGUUGCGAGAAUCAUAGGAGCUACAGAAGUUGAAGGCAGAGGCGCGUUUUUCCUUGUUAAAUGGAACACCCCUGAUGAAAGAAUAUUGUUAGAUGUCGUAUCUAGAGACGAGGCAAAUAAACAAAUACCCCAGAAUGUGAUCAAAUUCUACCAAGAAAGGAUUCAAUGGAAUCGAAUGGUGUUUUCCGACUCGGAAGACGAGUAG
Symsagittifera roscoffensis is the source of this 570-nucleotide messenger RNA. RefSeq names its product chromobox protein homolog 1-like. Lineage: Eukaryota; Metazoa; Xenacoelomorpha; Acoela; Convolutidae. Gene Ontology annotation, biological process: chromatin organization; negative regulation of transcription by RNA polymerase II. Gene Ontology annotation, molecular function: chromatin binding. The transcript has a single exon. Bases 1 to 570 code for a protein of 189 amino acids. Gene Ontology annotation, cellular component: pericentric heterochromatin; nucleus. The record is from RefSeq and is a predicted model, not a curated record.